Molecule: messenger RNA, 3522 nt
Organism: Mus pahari (shrew mouse)
Lineage: Eukaryota; Metazoa; Chordata; Mammalia; Rodentia; Muridae
Gene: Adcy3
Product: adenylate cyclase 3
Exons: 20
Coding region: 45-2750 (901 amino acids)
Biological process (GO): intracellular signal transduction; cAMP biosynthetic process; adenylate cyclase-activating G protein-coupled receptor signaling pathway
Molecular function (GO): adenylate cyclase activity
Source: RefSeq, a predicted model, not a curated record
UGGCCAACGUCUUCCUCUACCUAUGUGCUAUCAUUGUGGGCAUCAUGUCCUACUACAUGGCAGACCGCAAGCACCGCAAGGCCUUCCUGGAGGCCCGCCAGUCACUGGAGGUGAAGAUGAAUCUGGAGGAGCAGAGCCAGCAGCAGGAAAACCUUAUGCUUUCCAUCCUGCCCAAGCACGUGGCUGACGAGAUGCUGAAGGACAUGAAGAAGGAUGAGAGCCAGAAGGACCAGCAGCAGUUCAACACCAUGUACAUGUACCGGCACGAGAAUGUCAGCAUCCUGUUUGCAGAUAUUGUGGGCUUUACCCAGCUGUCCUCCGCUUGUAGCGCCCAGGAGCUAGUGAAGCUACUCAACGAGCUCUUUGCCCGCUUUGACAAGCUGGCAGCCAAAUACCACCAGCUGAGGAUCAAGAUCCUAGGCGACUGUUACUAUUGCAUCUGCGGCCUGCCUGACUACCGGGAGGACCACGCCGUGUGCUCCAUCCUUAUGGGGCUUGCCAUGGUUGAGGCCAUCUCGUACGUGCGAGAAAAGACCAAGACUGGAGUGGACAUGCGUGUGGGAGUGCACACGGGCACUGUCCUAGGUGGUGUCCUGGGCCAGAAGCGCUGGCAGUAUGAUGUAUGGUCUACUGAUGUCACCGUGGCAAACAAGAUGGAGGCUGGUGGCAUCCCAGGGCGCGUGCACAUUUCCCAGAGCACCAUGGACUGCCUGAAGGGGGAGUUUGAUGUGGAGCCUGGUGAUGGGGGCAGUCGCUGUGACUACCUAGAUGAGAAGGGCAUCGAAACCUACCUCAUCAUUGCCUCCAAGCCAGAGGUGAAGAAAACAGCCCAAAAUGGCCUCAACGGCUCGGCCCUGCCAAAUGGAGCGCCGGCAUCCUCCAAACCCAGCUCCCCUGCCCUCAUUGAGACCAAGGAGCCCAAUGGGAGUGCCCCUGCCAGCGGCUCCACAUCAGAGGAGGCUGAAGAACAGGAGGCUGACAACCCCUCGUUCCCCAACCCCCGCCGCAGGCUGCGCCUCCAGGACCUGGCAGACCGCGUGGUGGACGCCUCUGAGGAUGAGCACGAACUGAACCAGCUGCUUAACGAGGCCCUGCUGGAGCGGGAGUCCGCCCAGGUGGUAAAGAAGAGAAACACAUUCCUCCUAACCAUGAGGUUCAUGGACCCAGAGAUGGAAACACGCUACUCGGUGGAGAAGGAGAAGCAGAGUGGGGCCGCCUUCAGCUGCUCCUGUGUGGUCCUCUUCUGCACGGCCAUGGUGGAGAUACUCAUGGACCCCUGGCUGGUGACAAACUACGUGACCUUUGUGGUUGGGGAGGCUUUGCUCCUGAUCCUGACUAUCUGCUCGAUGGCUGCCAUCUUUCCCAGGUCAUUUCCCAAGAAGCUCGUGGCCUUCUCAUCUUGGAUUGACCGGACCCGCUGGGCAAGGAACACCUGGGCCAUGUUAGCCAUCUUCAUUCUGGUUAUGGCCAAUGUUGUGGAUAUGCUUAGCUGUCUCCAAUACUACAUGGGACCUUACAACGUGACAGCCGGGAUGGAGCUGGACGGCGGCUGUAUGGGGAACCCCAAGUACUACAACUACGUUGCUGUGCUGUCGCUUAUCGCCACCAUCAUGCUGGUGCAGGUCAGCCACAUGGUAAAGCUGACACUCAUGCUGCUCGUCACAGGCGCCGUGACUGCCAUCAACCUGUAUGCCUGGUGUCCUGUCUUUGAUGAAUACGACCACAAGCGCUUUCAGGAAAAGGACUUUCCUAUGGUGGCCUUAGAGAAGAUGCAGGUACUUGCCACCCCUGGGCUCAAUGGCACUGACAGGCUGCCCCUGGUGCCUUCCAAGUACUCAAUGACUGUGAUGAUGUUCAUCAUGAUGCUGAGCUUUUACUACUUCUCACGUCACGUGGAAAAACUGGCCCGAACACUGUUCUUGUGGAAGAUUGAGGUCCAUGACCAGAAAGAACGUGUCUACGAGAUGCGCCGAUGGAAUGAGGCCUUGGUCACCAACAUGUUGCCUGAGCAUGUUGCACGCCAUUUCCUGGGGUCCAAGAAGAGAGAUGAGGAGCUGUACAGCCAGUCUUAUGACGAGAUUGGAGUCAUGUUUGCCUCCUUGCCCAACUUUGCCGACUUCUACACUGAGGAGAGCAUCAACAAUGGUGGCAUCGAGUGUCUUCGCUUCCUCAAUGAGAUCAUCUCUGAUUUUGACUCUCUCCUGGACAAUCCCAAAUUCCGGGUCAUCACCAAGAUCAAAACUAUUGGCAGUACCUAUAUGGCAGCUUCAGGAGUCACACCAGAUGUCAACACCAAUGGCUUCACGAGCUCCAGCAAGGAGGAGAAGUCAGACAAGGAGCGCUGGCAGCACCUGGCUGACCUGGCCGACUUUGCAUUAGCCAUGAAAGACACGCUCACAAACAUCAACAACCAGUCAUUCAACAACUUCAUGCUGCGCAUAGGCAUGAACAAAGGAGGGGUUCUGGCUGGUGUCAUUGGAGCCCGGAAACCACACUAUGACAUCUGGGGCAAUACGGUCAAUGUGGCCAGCAGGAUGGAAUCCACAGGAGUCAUGGGCAACAUCCAGGUGGUAGAAGACACACAGGUCAUCCUUCGAGAGUAUGGCUUCCGCUUUGUGAGGCGAGGUCCCAUCUUUGUGAAAGGCAAAGGGGAACUUCUGACCUUUUUCUUGAAGGGACGGGACAGGCCAGCUGCCUUCCCCAAUGGCUCCUCUGUUACACUGCCCCACCAAGUGGUGGACAACCCCUGAACAACCUCAGGCACCAGUGGUCCACAUUGGAAGGGAGAUUUUUUUUGGAAGCAGUGAAAAGCAUUGGGAAAGGGCAAAUGACCAAGUCCUGGUGUUCCCAACUGUUGAAAUGCACAUUCCCAUAGACUUUAGGUUUCAGAUCUCCUCCAGCCUUCCUGUGUGGAUGUGAGCUCUGAGGGUGGCUAUUCCUACUCCUCAGUGUGCCUGUAGCGUCCCCAAAGUAGGGGUCUUAGGCAUAGUACUGGAGCAGCCUUUCCAGAGCCUUUGUUCCAGCUCAGCCCUUUACCCCUAGAGAGGCCAUGGCCACUGUGAGCAGGGUGCCAGCAGAGGCAGAACUCAGCCCUUCACCCCUAGAGAGGCCAUGGCCACUGUGAGCAGGGUGCCAGCAGAGGCGGAACGAAGCUGCCUGCGCUGGGGGCGGGGAGCACCGGUUGGGCUCAGGGCCGAGAAGGCUCUGCGCCUGGCUGCUCCUUCCUGUCUGGUUAGGUCAAUGGCCCUUACCCCAAUGUUCCUGAUAAUCUUGAAAGGUUCUUCUGGAACCCCCGUGUCACCUUAGUCACGAGAGCAGAAAGUGCAAUAUUUCCUUUCACCUGGUUGGGAAGGGGGUUAUUUCUGAAAGAAAAAUAUAUAAACAGAUCUUCUACAUUUAUAUUUUUAACCUGUUCAAAAACUUUCCAAUAUUGCCUUGUCUUCUGAGCUCUUGCUACAGUCGCCUUUGCUACUGCUUUAACAAAGAAUCUGCAGGUGUUGAUAAAGAACAGGACUGUUUUAU